Schistocerca nitens (vagrant locust) is the source of this 408-nucleotide messenger RNA. RefSeq names its product loricrin-like. The transcript is spliced from 2 exons. The record is from RefSeq and is a predicted model, not a curated record. The coding region runs from base 1 to 408 and encodes 135 amino acids. Lineage: Eukaryota; Metazoa; Arthropoda; Insecta; Orthoptera; Acrididae.
AUGCCGCGCAGCGACUUGGCGGGCCGCGCCGCCUUGCCGCCGCCGCCGCCCUGUCUGGGGGCCGGGGGUGGCGCCGCGGGCUGCUGCUGCGGCGAGGCGGGGGCGGGGGGCCGCGGGGGCGGCGGGUCGUGCAGCUGGUCGUCGUCCGUGAUCUCCCAGAUGAGCGGCGAGUCGCGCGAGGAAGACGACGACGCCGCCGCCGGGGGGCAGAACUGGCGAGGCGGCUCCUGCUGGGGCGCGGCCGCACUGCCGGGGGCGGCGGGGGCGGGCGACGCCGGCGACACGGGCGGCGUCGUCUGCGUCUGCUUCUCGUCCGCUACGCGCAGCGGCGACGUACCUGCGGCGAACACACGUCAUACUGACGACAAGAAGACGGCAGCCCAGAAGAUGGCCAGCUCACUGAUUUAG